Terrapene triunguis (Three-toed box turtle) is the source of this 2298-nucleotide messenger RNA. Its product is annotated as melanophilin-like. Gene Ontology annotation, cellular component: cortical actin cytoskeleton. Gene Ontology annotation, biological process: intracellular protein transport. NCBI's taxonomy places the organism in Eukaryota, Metazoa, Chordata, Testudines, Emydidae. The transcript is spliced from 16 exons. Bases 76 to 1878 code for a protein of 600 amino acids. The record is from RefSeq and is a predicted model, not a curated record. Gene Ontology annotation, molecular function: myosin binding; actin binding; small GTPase binding.
CACCGAGCCAGAGAGGGAGAUCAAAGCAGCGGCUGCAGCUCUUCACAAGCUCCCCUGACACAACUGCUUGCCAAGAUGGGACGGAAACUGGAUCUUUCCAAGCUAACAGAUGAAGAGGCCAAGCACGUUUGGGAGGUGGUUCAACGGGACUUUGAUCUGCGGAAGAAAGAGGAAGAAAGAUUGGAGGACCUGAAAUGCAAGAUUGAAAAAGAGGGCACCAAGAGGGAGCUCUUGUCCAACCAGUCCCACCUCAACGAGACCCACUGCGUCCACUGCCUGCAGCCCUUCAAGUUCCUGGUGAACAGCAAGCGCCAGUGCUUGGACUGCCACUUCUACACCUGCAAGAACUGCAGCCGCUACCACAAAAAGGAGCAAGCCUGGAUCUGCGACCCUUGCCGCUUAUCCAGGAUUGUGAAGAUUGGCUCCCUGGAGUGGUAUUAUGAACACGUGAGAUCCCGUUUCAAGCGGUUUGGAAGUGCUAAAGUGAUGCGGUCUCUCUACGGCAGGUUACAGCAUGGGCAGAAAAUGAAUCCAACGUUGCUAGGUCUUCAUGGCAGAGUUUACAGCUUGCCAGACAUCAACAGUGAGUGCCAGCUGCGUGCCAGCGGCGGGGUGCGCAGUGACAGCGAUGAUGAAGACGACCUCGUGGAUGGCGCCGAAGCUGAGCACUAUACUAGGAUGCGCAAGACAAAGCGCCUGCUGUCUGUUCAUCCUUUUGAUUUUGAACUGGACUCAGAAUAUUCCGCUCAAUCACGCCGUCAAUCUGUGCAGCUUUCUCAAACUCCGGUCAACCAGGAUGGCCACCAGUCAUUCCCGGACUUCCCUGAUGCCGGUGAGGACACCUCCCGGAAGGAGACAAUGAUCGCUGAAGCAGACCUGGCUGCAGUGUUCCACCAGAUCCUUCAGGAGCAGGGACAACAUAUGACCCCUCCAGAGCAGGAAUUUAGCACCGAGGUCCGGCUGACAGUGAACUCACGAAGGAAGAGCCUGGAAAGGAAUCCCAAACCCGGCAGCCCAUGGACCGAGCGGCACCGACCCCAGUACUCAGCGGAUAUGGACACCUCGGAUGAGGACGUAAAGGGAGCCCAGAAGAUACCUGUCUACCAGCCCCAUCACGUGAAACGCCGAAACAGAGCCUCCUCCCAGGAGAAUAUAAACCACUCUGGAAAUCAGAUAUUUGAACUCAACAAACGCAUGUCAGCUAUUGAACACAUGCUGAACCGUCUGGAGGAAAGAAUCCUGGUGCACUCAGAAGAGUCUCCGGCCCCUGAGUCCCACACCGAUGCAGAUGUGGAAGAGGAGGAAUUGAAGAGGAAGCUGGAAGAGUUAGCCAGCAACAUCAGCGACAAAGGAGUUUCUUCUGAGGAAGAGGAGGAAAAGAAGAAGGGUGAACCAAAACCCGAAAUGAGCUCCUCCAGGAGUGACCCACCCAGUGAUGCUCAGAAGGUCUGCACGACUGCUGGGAAGACAUCCGGGCUGGACCAAACCCCGAGGGACCUAGAGGAACGUGCGCGGCACAGCGGGACCACAGACUCUGAGCUGUCAGAGCUGGAGGACAAAGUGGCAUCAGCAGCCGUGCAGAUGCAGCGUGCCGAGAGCGAGGUUUCCGAUAUAGAGUCUCGAAUCGCAGCUCUGAGUGCUGCUGGGCUGACAGUGAAACCAGUGGAAAAGCCAAAGAAGAAAUACAGCACACAGGUAAUGUCUAUGCCACAGGUGUUAAGGAGAAAAUUCAACAGUUCUCUUGAAAUUGGCGACGGCGACGAAUCCUUUGAUCGAAACUCCAUUUACCGAGGCUCUUUGACACAGAGGAACCCCAACGGGAAGAACAGGAAAGCAGAUCGCGUCUUCGCGAAGCCUGUGAUGACCCAUCGACCCUGAAGAAGAUGGAGCCUCCCGACACUGCAAUUUUACUAACAAUGCCCGGCCUCAGCUCAGAGCUUCACCUUUAUUUCCCUCAACACAUUCUCCAAAGGGCUGGACAGCGAGGAGGAGGCAGUCCCGUGGGACAGGGAAAUCCUGCCGAGUUGUGCUUACAGAGCUCCGGCUCCACCUCGCUACUCAAGCAACUAAGUCCCAAUAAGAAUCUUGCUGCCUGUUCCUGACAGGGAUUUCCAGCCCACAGUGUCUGGCAAAGCAGCCCCAGCUGUCACACCACACACCCACUAUGUCUCUUCCGCAAGUCUCCAUUGUUGUGAAACCAGGGCAUCUGUCUGCAUUUGAAAGCAGUGUUGUCCAGGCUGGUAGCUGUGAGAGUUAACUCAGUGGGCCAGAUACAUGCUGGGGGAGGUUUAGGUUGGA